Messenger RNA from Oncorhynchus keta (chum salmon), 456 nucleotides. It is a transcript of the gene mrpl57, whose product is annotated as mitochondrial ribosomal protein L57. Gene Ontology annotation, cellular component: mitochondrial ribosome. Bases 1 to 312 code for a protein of 103 amino acids. Lineage: Eukaryota; Metazoa; Chordata; Actinopteri; Salmoniformes; Salmonidae. The transcript has a single exon. Gene Ontology annotation, biological process: mitochondrial translation. Gene Ontology annotation, molecular function: structural constituent of ribosome. The record is from RefSeq and is a predicted model, not a curated record.
AUGUUCCUCACCAUGGCCCUGCUGAGGAAAGGCAUCUCUGGCAAGCAGUGGAUCGGGAAGUACCGCCGGCCGCGUGCCAUCACCUGGCAGAUGAAACGCAACAUGCUGGUGCACCUGGAGCGCGAGGCGGAGAACGAGUACUGGAUCUCCCGACCGUACAUGACCACAGAGCAGGAGAGAGGACACGCCGCUGAGCGCCGAGCACAGAGCUGGCUCAAAAUUAAGGAGACCAAGUUUCAAAAGUUUCCAGAACAUAAGUAUGUUGCAGAUCAUCUAAGUCACCUCAACACGACCAAGACAUGGUCAAGUUAAUGAGGAGGAAGUAUUGACUUUGUGUGGGGAGAUGGAGAUGGGGCUGCCAUUUGACUCCUGUGUGUCUUUAAUGUAUGUAAUGUAUAUGAACUAUGGAGUGUUGGUAAUUAUAUCUUUAUAAAGCAAGCUCAUAUUUGAAAACAA